Molecule: messenger RNA, 650 nt
Organism: Xylaria bambusicola
Lineage: Eukaryota; Fungi; Ascomycota; Sordariomycetes; Xylariales; Xylariaceae
Exons: 3
Coding region: 285-524 (79 amino acids)
Source: RefSeq, a predicted model, not a curated record
AGGCACGCUUGCGUGCAAGUCGCCCUUUUGUCAGUUACCUGUGUUACGCCAUAAGUCAGAAUUUCAUCAUCAUAAGAUAGGCAGUCAAUAGUUCCUGCCUUGGUGAGUAUCUUAUCUACGUAACAAAGUCCUACUCUAGGCAUAUAUAAACCGGCUGCUUUCGCGUCUUCUACAUCUCAACCAUUCAUCUCUCUCCUCAUCACACAGCAAGCAAGCAAGCAAGCAUUAGCAAACCACCUAUAACCAAAUCACCAAUUUAAAUAACUUCACCUAAAUCAAUCAUCAUGGACGCUCUCAAAAACCUCGGUGGCAACAAGGGUCAGGGAAUGACCAGCAACCAGGCUACCACCGCUCCCGCCGGCGGCCAAAAGGACGACUAUGGUGACAAGGCCGCCCAGUACCUCAACCACAAGUACAAUAACGACAAGCUAGACCGCAGCCAGAUGGAGAAGAUUACAGAUGGCGCUCGCGAGGGCUUUGAGAAGCUCACUGGAAAGAAUGUCCCCUCGAAGAUCUCCAACUAGAUCGUUUUAAUGAUACCCACGAACGUAAUGGAAGCCUGUGUAUUAGUACGGUGAUUGACGGAAUGCUGGAAUUGCAGGGGUCAAUUGAAUAAUUACUAUCAAUAAUAAAGAAAACCCUUACCAAUA